Molecule: messenger RNA, 2038 nt
Organism: Populus trichocarpa (black cottonwood)
Lineage: Eukaryota; Viridiplantae; Streptophyta; Magnoliopsida; Malpighiales; Salicaceae
Product: probable apyrase 6
Exons: 8
Coding region: 319-1947 (542 amino acids)
Biological process (GO): nucleoside diphosphate catabolic process
Cellular component (GO): membrane
Molecular function (GO): nucleoside diphosphate phosphatase activity
Source: RefSeq, a predicted model, not a curated record
AUGGGCUUUCAAUAACCAACCUGGACCAAAAUCCGAAUAGAUGGGUCAUCGGAUUAUUCACCGGGCUGGCCUGCCCGGAUCUUAUUGAUACAGUUCAAACAGCAUGUACUUCAAAAAAACAAACAAGAAGAAAAAUUACUUGUCAAAUCAGAUCAUCAAAUUUUGAAUCUACAAGCAAUCCAACAAUCAUCACUUCUCUUAGCUCUCAACCCUCACGUACUCCCAAAAUCUCACCAACAAAUGUAACCAGACAAGACAAACCCACAAAUCUCCCUCCCUUUUCUCUCCUUUCCAAGUCCCAAAACACACACAAAGACAAUGGAUUUCUCAGCCCUUCAGUCCAGACCUUCCACAGCAUCCUACUUCCCACUUCACCGAACCCAAUUACACCCACGCAUGCACUCUCUCGCUUCACCCUAUCCUCCACAACAACAAAGCACCAAAUCCCAAAAAGCCCGCAAAUUUUUAAUCCUUCUAGCCACCCUUUUCACCAUCCCUUUCCUUUUUUACCUUUUUUCUACAGCCCAGAAGACCCACCGUUCCUCCAAGUUUGCCAACCCGAAUACCCGUUUUUUUAGUGUUGUUAUUGAUUCGGGGCGGGACGGGUGUAGAGUCCGGGUAUAUCAGUUAUUGGGGGAGGGGAAUGCGGGUCUUAGUAAUGGGCAGUUGCCAUUGAUUACUGGGUCAAUGAAGGUUAGGCCUGGAUUGGGUGGGUUUGUGGAGGAUCCUGAUAGUGCGGGUGGGUUGAUUGAGGGUCUGGUUGAGUUUGCGAAAAAGUGGGUUCCAAGGAGGGAGUGGGGGAAUGCUGGGGUGCAGUUGAUGGUUAGCGGUAAGGAAAUGGUGGGGUUGGAAGGGAAGGUGAAAGAGAGGAUCUUGGAGGUGUGCAGACAUGUUUUGAGGGCAUCCGGGUUCGCGUUUAAGGACGAGUGGGCACGUGUUAUUGAAGAAGAAGAAAGGGGUGUUUACUAUUGGGUUGCUGUGAACUAUGUUCAUGGAAGUUUGGGAAAUGAAGCUGACAAAACCACUGGGAUAGUAGAACUUGAUGGCAAUUCUUUGCAGAUUACAUUUGCCUCAAGAGAAGUAGCACAAGUGCAAUCUUCACGGAGGAUCAAACUGGCUAGAGUUACUUACAACCUUCAGGCACAAAGCUUGCCAAAAUUUGGCGAGGAUGCAGCAUGGGAAUCACUACAUGAGCGACACAGCUCUAGAGAUGUGAGUUCAUCAUCAAUAUAUAGGGAGGGUUUUGUUGGUAACCCUUGCAUUCCCCAAGGAUAUGAUCUGGCAUCCAAUAUAAGUGGCCCAAAACUUCUGAUGUCUCAUGGAACUGGAAACUUUACUGCAUGCAGACUUGAAGUUCGGGCAUUGUUGAAGAGCAGACAAGAGAAAUGCUUGCGUCGACCUUGCAACAUCGACUCCCCUCUUUUCACGAGGCUACAAGGCAAGCCUGUUUCCCAAGACAACUUGUUCUUUGCUUCUGAGUUUUUUGGGCUGGUUCCUAGGGUUUCUUUGUUUGAAUUAGAGGCAGCUGGGAAACACUACUGUGAAGAUGACUGGGAUAAACUGAAAGACCAGCAUCAUGGCAUUGAUGAUUUGGAUUUGUUGAGAUAUUGUUUCUCUUCUGCCUACACAGUGGCACUGCUGCAUGAUAGCCUUGGAAUAUCAAUGAAUGAUAAAAGGAUUGGAUUUGCAAAUCAUACUGGAAGCGUUCCUUUUGACUGGACUCUUGGUGCUUUCAUCUUUCAAUCAAUGCUGGAGCCCCUUGAAUCGGAAAUCAAUAACCCUGAUGAGAUUGUUGGAAAUGAGUCGGUGACGUAUUUCUCAUUAUUUGCUAUUCUUUUAAUAGCUUUGCUGGCUGCAUUUUUUGUAUUGCAAUUGCGAAAACCACAGUUAAAAACAAUUUAUGACCUCGAAAAGGGCCGGUAUAUAGUCACACGCUUGCCCCGAUAAUUUUGUCCCUCACCUGAGUUCCUGUUCAUGCAAGAAUGAUCUGUAAAUUCUGCUCUCUUUCUGGAUUCAAUCAAUCAUUUCUUGAUAUUAA